Molecule: messenger RNA, 7062 nt
Organism: Brienomyrus brachyistius
Lineage: Eukaryota; Metazoa; Chordata; Actinopteri; Osteoglossiformes; Mormyridae
Product: cartilage intermediate layer protein 1-like
Exons: 8
Coding region: 140-3814 (1224 amino acids)
Source: RefSeq, a predicted model, not a curated record
AGUGUCAAAAGAUAAGAGAGGAACCUCAGCCUCAGGCGCCGUGAUCUGGCGAUCCUGGGAGUGUUUCAUCCUCGUCUACCGAGCUGGAAAGCCUUCUGAAGGAAACAAAGCACUGCAGGACGACCCCAAGACUGGCGCCAUGUGGAACUUAGGGAAGGUGGCUGUCUGUCUACCUUUUCUAGUAGCAGUCACUUUGGCACAAGGUGUCACUGAGUGGACGUCAUGGUUCAACAUCGACCACCCUGGGGGCAACGGGGAUUAUGAGCGACUGGAGGCCAUCCGCUUUUACUACCGUGAGCGAGUGUGCGCCCGCCCGGUUGCCAUGGAAGCGCGCACCACCGACUGGGUCCCUGCUGCAGACACUGGGGAGGUGGUCCACUCCAGCCUGGAGAAGGGUUUCUGGUGCAUCAACAAGGAGCAACCGUACGGCCGCCUCUGCUCCAACUACCACGUGCGCUUCCAAUGCCCUCCAGUACAGACCUACUGGUCAGACUGGUCGCCGUGGGGUCCAUGCUCGGCUACGGUCUGCAGCGACGUCGGGGUCCGGGUGCGACAGCGCCGGUGCAUGAGCACGCGACCACAGCGCCACCUGCUGGCGCCAGUGUGCGAGGGCCACCACACCGAGAGGAAGGAGUGUGCAACUCCGCCGUGCCCAGCCAAGUGGAGUGCCUGGGGAGCAUGGACGUCCUGCUCGGUCACCUGUGGUGGGGGGCGUAGGGUCCGAAGGAGGACCUGCAUGUCGUCCAACAAAGGUCAAUGCACGGGACACCCGGCUGAGGUCCAGAAGUGUGCUAGGAUCCAGUGCCCAGCGCUGUGUCAGCGCGUGUGUCCCGAGGGCCAGCCCAGCAGCGACUGCAGCCGCUGCGUGUGUGAGGGCCACCAGCUGCUCGGGGAGGUCCUCAGCAUCACAGGGGCCCCCGUGGCUGGGGCCCUGGUCUCCUUGGCUGAUGUCCCCAAGUCCGUCCAUGUCCCCACCAACGCCAAAGGGCUCUUCAGUUUCCAUGGCAUCUGUUCCGGUGAAAGGACUCUCGUCACGGUCACCAAGGAAAAGUUCGCCCCUGUCACCGUCCCCUCGUCCAGCAACAGGACUGGAAGGUCUUGGGUGAGGGCCGUGGUGAGAUCCUCAGAGAAGCCGUACAUCGUGAAGCACCCCGAGGAAAAGGUCCGCUACGAGGGACAGCGCGUGGCGUUCUGCUGCAAAGCCACAGGAAUUCCAGCACCCAAUAAAUACUACUGGUACCACAACGGGACGCUGCUGGACCGAGCUUCAUACAAAUAUGAAGAAGACCUGGUUCUGAGAGACCUGAAGCCAAAGCAGAGCGGCCAGUAUUACUGCAAGGCCAGUAGCGACACGGGCAGCAUCAAGUCCUCACCUGCCUUCCUCACUGUCUUUGAUAAAGACUCUCCCACCUGCGUUUCUGCACCCGAAAGGCACUUGAUCAAGCUGCCAGUGGACUGCGUCCAGCCUGGGACCAGGUCCAGGUUCUAUAACGCCGGCCGCUGCCCCCACAGCAAGUGUCCGGGGGUCCUGGAUUUCGACAUGCGCUGCAAGGACGGUGUCGGCUUCUGCUGCGGAGUGAAGCGCAUGGAGACGCGCGAGAUCGACUGCGGCAGCUACACCCUUCCCAUCCGUGCUGUGACAGAGUGCGGGUGCCAGAAGUGUACGGCGCCUAAGGUGUUGGUUCGGGGACGGGUGGCGGCGGCAGAUAAUGGCGAACCUUUGCGCUUCGGACAUAUAUAUAUCGGGAAGGAAAGGGUGGGCUUCACUGGGUAUCAGGGGACCUUCACUCUUCAGGUGUCCCCUGAUACGGAGAGGCUGGUGGUGAACUUUGUGGAUAAAACACAGAAGUUCAUAGAUACGGUCAAGGUAUUUAUUUUCGACAAGAAGGGCGGCACUGUCUACUAUGAUGUGAAAGUGAUGCGGAAGAAGGAACCUGUGAAUAUCAACUCCAAGGAAACAAAUACGAUCUACCUGGGUGAGAUUGAUGGUGAGGACCCUAUUGGUCAGAUAGUGAUUCCUCCAAACUCUUUUCACAAAAACAGCGGGGAGGUUUACGAGGGUACUGUGAAGGCUAGUGUGACAUUCAUCGACCCAAGAAACAUCACUACUGCUCCUGCCACUCCUGGAGACCUUAACUUCGUCGAUGGCGAAGGAGAUAUGCUUCCUCUGAGGACCUAUGGAAUGUUUUCUGUGGAUUUCCGAGAUGAGACUAACCAGGAGGCUCUCGGCAGCGGGACGGUACAAGUGCUUGUAGACACAGAGCAUGUGAAAAUGCCAGAGCACAUCACCAAGAUGAAACUGUGGUCUCUCAACCCAGAUACGGGGAUUUGGGAAGAAGAAAGUGACUUUAACUACUCUCAGAUUGUCGGUGGUGGAAAUGGAAGGAGCAAGAGGGAAGAGCGCACUUUCCUCAUCGGAAACAUGGAAAUCAGGGAACGGCGCCUAUUUAACCUGGAUGUGCCUGAGGACCGGCGAUGCUAUGUCAAAGUGCGAGCAUACAUGAGCGACAAGUUCCUGCCCACUGAGCAGCUGGAAGGGGUGGUCAUCAACCUCAUCAACCUGGAGCCCAAGCCUGGCUACACAUCCAACCCUCGUGCUUGGGGUCGCUUUGAUAGUGUCAUAACCGGACACAAUGGAGCCUGCCUACCUGCCUUCUGUGAUGCAUUACGGCCUGACGCCUACACAGCUUAUGUGACCGCCUUAAUGGGUGGUGAGGAGCUGGAGGCAGCACCAUCAUCACCAAAAAUGAAUCCCAAUAUUAUUGGAGUGUCUCAACCAUACCUAGACAAGAUAGAUUAUCAGCGCUCAGAUCAUGAGGAUCCAGCUCUAAAGAAAACUGCCUUCAAAAUUAACUUAGCUAAGCCUAAUCCCAACAAUGUGGAAGAAACCAAUGGGCCAAUAUACCCCUAUCAGAGUUUAAUAGCUUGUGAAAACGCACCAGUCGAUGCAAAUCACUUCCGAUUCUUCCGUGUGGAGAAGGACAAGUAUGAGUACAACGUGGUGCCCUUCCAGGAAAGUGACCUCACCACCUGGACCGGUGACUACCUCUCUUGGUGGCCGAACCCUCAGGAGUUCCGUGCUUGCUACAUCAAGGUCAAGAUAAACGGACCCACGGAGGUCAUGGUGAGGUCACGAAAUUUUGGAGGCACCCACCCUCAGACGAAGGGGCAGCUCUAUGGCAUCAGAGACAUUCGCAGCACCAGGGACAUGAACCUACCCAACACCUCUUCUGCCUGCCUGGAGUUUAAGUGCAGUGGGAUGCUCUAUGACCAAGACAUCGUGGACAGGUCCCUCAUCACCGUCAUCCCCCAGGGUAACUGCAGACGAGUUGGCAUCAACAACCUCCUACAGGAGUACCUCACCAAGCAUCCUCCAGUACUGCAGAACAACGAGACCCACACCUUCACCAUGCUCGCCCCCGUUGACCCACUGGGACACAACUAUGGCAUCUACACCGUCACAGACCAAAAUCCCCGGGUAGCCAAAGAGAUAGCAAUCGGCCGCUGCUUUGACGGCACCUCCGACGGCUUCUCGAGGGAGAUGAAAUCUGAUUCAGGGGUGGCUCUGACUUUCAGUUGUCCCGAGAGAACAGUGACACGGGAGAGUCUCUUCCAACGCUUGCAGACCAACCCCGCUCAAACUCUGUCUCAGAUGGCCCGAGACAUGAGGCAGGUGGCGGGGAUGCAGGUCAGCAGAGGGGCUGCCCAGGUGGUGACCUUCCCCUCGAGUCUACAGAGCAGGAUCCAGGGCCGCAGAGUCAGUGGGGCAUCAGGGAGGAGAAGAACCUCAGCCCGAACACAAUCCAGACCAUAGAUUUGCUUUUAGGCAAGUGUUAACCCACUUAAACAAAAUUCUGCAGUAUUGUCGUUAGUGUAAUUUGCACAUAUGCCUUUAUGUUUAUUUCUAAAAUGUUUAGAACCAUUUUUUUCCAAGUUCAAGAGUUUCUUCAUCACACACACAGUUCUACAGGUACAACGUGCAGUGAAAUAAAAAGCUAGCCUGCUCCAAGACUGCGAAACAAAGCAACCCGCAAUAGACUAAAAUAAUAAAUCAGUGGAAGAGACAAUGCAAUUAACAAUUAGCAUGUAGUAACUAUGGUGAUUAGUAAUAUUUUAAUUACGAUUAAAAAUUGGCUUCACACACAUUUAAAAGAACUUUUCCCUGAAUUGUCCUUGCAUAAAUACCUCCCUAUGCAGUUAUGCAGAAAAUAGUCCCCUGCUGUGCUUAUAUUGACUGUCCCCUUUCUGCUCAGAAUUUCUUUCUGGACUUUUCUCCUGUGAGUGGAAUUGACGAAGACGAGGAGGAGGAUGCGGGCGGCAGUGGAGAUAUCAGGCCGGAUCACCCUGGUGAUGUGGAAUCUGUGCUUUUGCUUCAGUUCACUUGUGCAUGUUCUUUCCUGAAGACAUAAUCAUUACCGUUACAUUCUCUGCGUUAUCCCUGGUCACCUUCCUUGGAGAAACAAGGGGAACGCUUCCUAAUUCCCCAGCAAAGUUACAGAAAGACUUUAUGGACAGGCCACCCAUUUUUAAAAGAAGUUACAAUAUAUAUAUAUAUAUAUAUAUAUUUAUAUAUAUAUAUAUAAAAUCCUGGAAAAGCUUGGAAAAGUUGGUUUCUUUAACAUUUCAUCAGCAUCUGGAAGUUUUUUCGCUGAUUAAUCAUUAAAAUUCAUAAUAAAUUGAAAGGAAAAUAUUCUAGAAAAACACACCUGGCUAAAACUUUCCUUUGAAGAGAGACUGCUUCCUUAAAAACAAACCGCAUGGAUCCUCUAAGUCAAAAUGAAAAGACGUCACCUCAGAGAAGUGAUAAAAUGUGUCUGUGUGCCAGCUAAGCUACGAUGCUAAUUUAAAUGGACACGGUAAGGUGCAAGUUACCGGCAUGUCCGUGAAGCAGAGGGGGACCUGUCCUUAACUUUUCUGAAAUGAACACGCGACGCAAUGCCAGCUGCGAUCCAGCCAAAUUUCUCUCUAACCUGAUGGCAGUGCGAACUGAGCUUCUGCCAACACAAGCAUCCCCUAACAAAGCGGAUCUCACUUGCAGACUAAACAGAUCUUACACACUAGGAAAAAGAAGUAGCUUGAAAGAGAAGACAAAUUUCCCUACAUGCUAUUGCCCGAACUGUUCUUCCAAUUCAGCUGAAUAUUAUACAUAUGUAUGCAUAUAUAAUAAUUAGUUAAAGUUAGUUAUGUCAUUAUAGAUUAUAUAGAAGAUGUGUUUGUUUGUCUCCUGAAGUGCAAUAACGUUGUUUGGGUAUUGACUUGAAAGCCCUACCGUAAAUAUCCAACAGUACAGCCCAGAAAACAGUAAACAGACCAAAUCCUGGUAAAUACUCCCUGGAUUCAUAAUACAAUAACUUUCAAGCGUUUUAAGUAUAAACCAUUAUGUUGCAUAAGUGAAAAUAAUUUAUGCAUUCUUCAAUCUCUUUCUCUCUGGAGAGAGAAAUGACUGAUGUUUAAGAUAAUGUUAUUUCUGUCAUACAUCAAUUUUGAAAACUGAAAACUGUUGCCAUUUUCUGGGUAAAUAGACCAUACUCCUAUUUCAGGCCACAUAUUAGCGGCUUAUUUGCUUAGAUGAUGUUAGAUUAGCUAGUAAACUGUUGUUUCUAAAGACCAGAUAUUUUAAAAAAAUUUAGUGGACUAAAAAAAAAUGGAAAGAAACCAAUUAGUGAUUAAUGUAGGGUGACCCAAGACAGCCACCCUUAGGUUAAUCCGUCUGACUGGCAUGCAAGCUGAACGCAGCUGGAAGCCAACUUAGGAAACUCUGAAACAAAAAUUCCCAUGUAAAUGAGAAGCAGAUUGUUUUGAAAAAAAAUUAUAGCCAAGUAAACAGGAAUAUUUGGUUACUGGCGAGUGAAAGGCCAUUUUCAGACACUUGUCUGCUUGACACUGGGGAGCUGUCCCAGAAAAUUCACUGUGAAAUUAUUCCAAUUCUAUAUGCCCUCAGGGGUAGUGUCACUGAACACAGAAAUUAUGUUCCUCGACUUAUAAUCAAUAUCAAUGAUUCCCAAAUUUGGCAAAUGGGACCAAAUAGCAGUGGGGUAUCUAGCUUCGCGUAUAUGUACGCAUUUAAAAAAACAGAAUCUGCUGAACAACUGACUCUACGUGUACCAAGAAUUAAUUUACAGUUUGGAUUUCAGGUAUAGAAAUGCAAGAUCAUACCCUGUGGCACCGUUGUCUCACAUCACUCCUAGCUAUAAAAUAUUCACGAAAUUUGCACAUUCCGGGCAGGAGUCCAUGACUUUGCUACAGCUUCCUCACUGCCAUUGCAUCACUGUAUUGGUGAAUCAGCUGUCCCAAAAUUGACUUAGAGUGCAAGUUUGUACCCCGUCUAUAUGUCCCGUUGAGGGUGUUUGCACACUCGCCGUAUUACUGGGACAGUGUCCGCAUCGUCGUGACACACUGUGAUCAUAUUUAGCGCGACUCACAGGCAGACACAAUGUAGAAAUUUCUUCAGAAUAUAAGCAAAAACGCAGGCCAUUAAACUGGGGCCUAGAUAUUCACCGCAAAGCUUUGAAACAGCCUGUGGAUGAUUUUAACCAUGAUCUGGAGUACACUUCAUAAAUUAUUUAUUCGGUUUGUUACGGUUGUCCAAAAUUUUCUUGGUAAAAGCAUAAAAUCAAUUCAGAAAUGCCCCCUCCCUUGCCUGUCCUGAUCUCAUAUGAUCUAUGGAGGCUUCAGGGACGUUUGUCUGCUGUGGCAUGACACCUACAUUAGCCACCAGUUUGGGUCUGUAUGCGGUCCCACCCCUAUAAUACGUUCCAGGAUUAAUUCAUUCGCUGCUGUCUGCCAAGGCUCAGGAAGACCUUAAUUCACAACAGAACGUCUAAAAAAAAAAACUCAUCUAGUUUGGACCUCUCCACCAUUGUCUGGGAUACAAAGAGCAACUUGUUACCACUGUACCGCGGAAACGUCCCCACUGCACCAAAUAAACUCAAGCAAUUACAGAUAAUUCUCUGUCAUUCUGUAUCAUUAUGUAUUGCAUGACUCCCCCCGACUUCAGUGUGUACAUUGUGAAUUGACUGGACAUGUUGAGAUACUGUAAAUAAACAUUUUUGUAAAAAUGCU